Messenger RNA from Mya arenaria, 4575 nucleotides. RefSeq names its product collagen alpha-2(IV) chain-like. Bases 262 to 1053 code for a protein of 263 amino acids. NCBI's taxonomy places the organism in Eukaryota, Metazoa, Mollusca, Bivalvia, Myida, Myidae. The transcript has 6 exons. The record is from RefSeq and is a predicted model, not a curated record.
GUUACUCGUGAGAAUUAUAUUAAGUGCCCGGAUGUGAAUAAAUUAACUAUUGUCUCUCGUUCAGCCCAGAUUAUCGAAGAAAAAAAGCAUGAUCAGAGGUUGUCCAGUAUUCAAAAUCUAAUUUCGCUGACUGUACAAGAACAAAAAAAGCCAGCAACAGAACAGAAUAGAGACAAAAAGUCAUUGUAAAGGUAAGAGAAGGCCGUUGUUAAUACGAAUCACGUCCAAGAUAUCCAGAUUUACCAAGGACAGACAAGAGUGAUGUCCCUUCCAAGUGGUCAACGUGUUCCUUAUGGAGUCGCUGUACAGAUGCAGGGAGGGGUUCCGGGAAUGGCCCAGAUGCCCGCAGGAAUGUCCCCUGUGGGCGGGAUUCCCGGAAUGCAGGGCAUGCAAGGCCUAGGCGGGAUGCCCGGGAUGACCGCUGUUCAGAUGCAGGCAGGUGGAAUGUCCAGGGCAUCCAAUGGCCUUGGUGGAAUGUACCCUGGUGCAGAAAAGCAGGGCAUGUUGCCAGGGGCACCACAGGGCUAUCCUGGACUCGGCCAAGCCGGUCUACUAGCUACAUCAAGCUCCCUAGGCCAGCCUGGGGCAGCGUAUUACGGAUCUGGUCAGCCGACCUACAUACCAGUAAGCUGUGCUGAUGGCCAGCAGAGAUACAUGGUCUCUCCCAACUACGGGCUCAGAACCACCAGUCCUUUGGGGUCCUCACAAUCCAUGAUGAGUUCCUCACCCUACCCACUUGGCAUGGGAGGCUACUCCAUGCAGUCCAGCAUGGCCCAGCAGGUUCCUGUGACAAUGACAUCCCUUGUAUCCCAGGCUGGUUCCCCAUAUCCAACAUAUAUUGGUUCUCAGUUCACCCCACUGCAGAUCCAGGCCUCACAAAAUCCAUAUGCUGGUCACCCACUCUAUCCAUCGCCAUAUGCCGGGCUACAAAUGCAGCAAGGACAGGUGCCUAGUAGCCAGUUUAGCCGAGUAGCCACUGUCCCUGUUGGAGGACCAUCUCCCAGUGGACUCCCGUUGGCUUAUCCCACUGCUGCACACUAUCAAGGGCCUUGAAAAUACCAACGGGAAAAACAAGCGAGAAAUUUUCCGUUUGCGAUGUUUCCUUGGUGGUUGUUAUUUGUCAUCUGUUGUCAUUUAUGGUGCUGUGGUUGGCAGUAAUUGGGAGCUCUUGUUUUAUGAAUUAAGGAGCUUAAAUCACUCACUCACUCUUCUGAUUCUUUCCCAUUUGUUGUACAAAAAUGGUUUUGUUGAAUGCAUUUUAUUUUCAAUAAUCAAAUGACAGUGGUGAUAAAAAACCCUUUUAAACAAAAUAAGUUCACAAGUCUAAUAUGGCCCAGGAUGAAAACAAACUUUCUUUUCAUUUUGUCUCUUUUAAUAUAAUAGGGAUUCAUCAUAUCUCUUUUGUUGAUUUCACAAGAAAAAUACAUCACGUUAAAAAAAAACUGAACAACUAGUUGGUUUUGAGUCUUCCUUUUUGCCCAUAAAAUGCAUUGAACAUGUAUAUUGUAUUGUUGAGGAAAGAACUCAGAUUUAUGAGGAAACUCCUUCAGUAUUUGUAAUUUUACCCUGUUUACACUUAAUGUCUGGUGCAUUCAAUCAAGCUGUUUUGUCAUUCUGUUACAUACGUAUACAAUCAAUUAAAUUGACAAUUAACAAUUUUAAGUUAUGGAGUGUUUCAAAUAUAAUGAAAUGAUUGUUUUUCAUUGAUUAAAAAGCAAGACACAAUUUGUCACAAGAAAUGAAUUAUUUAAUUAAAUGAUAGUCCAUUGAUAGCUAUCAGACAUUAAUUAAAUCAUGUAUCUUUUUAAAAUUGUAAUGAAAUCGACCACUGUCAUUGCCUUCUUCAUAUCCUAUGUUUUAAAUGAAUUGAAAUAUUUUUGUUUGUAUCUUGACAUUUGGACUUGCUGAACAACACAUUUUAGUUUUCAAAAUACUGUUGAUUCUAUGAUGGUUAUCAGUUCUCACCAAAAUCAUGCCUCAUUUAAAUCAAUGAAGCUAUUGAUUUCAUUUUAAUGAAGUGUUUCAUUAAUGCAUUUAUAAAGCACAUAUAAAAUACAGUUUAUUCAGAACCAUUUGUGUGCUUGAUGAUUCAUCGGACAAGAACAUUAAUAUUGCCUUGUGCAUAUAUCUGCCUUUUACCCUCGUACAGUGUUAUACUGAAAGUUGAAAUACAAACAUGCAUAGAAAAAAACAUUAAAGUGGAAUUUUAUUUUAGUAAAGUUAUUUCAAUUGACUUGUUAACAAAUGCAUUGUGACUGUGUCAAUAGAGGCGGUCUGACUUUCGUAAAAAGAUAACAUAUUCAUACAAUAUUGUCCUAUAGCUAAGUAUUUACUCAAUGUUGAAGGCAUGGGUUUUAUGAAUUUUCCACUGGUCAUCAAUGUAAGGUUAAGUUUAUAACCUUUAAAAAUGUUUUGAUCACCCUAGCGUAAACCAUGAUGCACAUGUUCAGAUCAGCACAAUGAUUUAAAAAAAGAUGUUUAAAUGAAUUUAGUUGCCUCAAGUAGUCGAUACACACAUUUUAUUUACAAUGUACUAUUUCUAUAUAUAGGGAAUUAAGUUUUUAAAGAAAUGGUACUUGGUGAAACAUAAAAUCAUGUCAACGAAUAUGUUGGUAGACAUUUGCAUAGUGAUAGUCUAAGAAAUAUGUCCUAUUAUCAUCUGCAGGUGCUUAUAGCAUAUUGUCAUCUGCAGGUGCUUAUAGCAUAUUGUCAUCUGCAGGUGCUUAUAGCAUAUUGUCAUCUGCAGGUGCUUAUAUCACAUUGUCAUCUGCAGGUGCUUAUAGCAUAUUAUCAUCUGCAGGUGCUUAUAGCAUAUUGUCAUCUGCACAGUAACAUAUGGUCAGUCAUUUUCAGAGGUUCCCUUUUAAUGUUGGUCAGUCAUUGGCUUCAAAAUGCACCUGAUAAAAAGAAACAUUUUCUUUCUGUUUUCUGAAUUCUCAGACACUGGAGUGAAAAAUGACUCCAUUUUUAACUGUAAGAUGUUUCUUAAGUUUUCCUUUCACUAACACAAAUUAAGGCUAUUUUCCAGAUAUUCCAUACUGGUCUAACCCCUACAGUUCAAAAUUCAUGUGUUCUAUAGUUUUCCUACAGUUUUUAAGUCUACGCAAUAGUUUGGUAAUUUUAUUUUUUUAUGCAAUUGUAUUAAAACUUUAUACAUUUAUGGUGAUCUCUAACAAUUUUGGAAUUCAUUUAUAGUAAUAAAGGUCUUUUUAAGAAUGAAAGUAAAAUGAUUAUUUUAAUGAAUUUAUUUGCUAGUGCCUUUUGUGGUACUUUUAUUCACUUUUGUGUACUGAAUUUAAGCGAGGUCAGUGUUUGAGUUGAAAUUGCACUGCGCAAGAUUUGUUGAUGAUAUGGGAUUUGUAAACUAGGGUACUAUGAUCUGUUCAAAGACAUGCAUAAUAUCGAAGAGUAAUUGUUAACCAUACAUUACGUUAUUAACUGGUAUGGGUUGUGGGUGUGUUUUGUUUUUUAAGGUAAAUAAAUUUCCAGUCCUGUCACAUCUUUGAUGUCGUCAUUGUCAUUUUGUCAUGAAAACACUAAUGUUGGUAACUAAGAACUACUGAAUACAGACAUGAAACUUGGUACACAAGUUCACUUUACCAGUUAGCACUUUCGAAGCAAGUUUCAUAACCCUACAUGAAAUACUUGUCAAUGUUUGUCCCUUUAUCAGCUGACAAAAACAGACAAGCGUUACCUCCUUUUGGGGUGCUCUUGUUAUGUUUUGACUGUGCCAUUAAUAAAGUAUUUUUGUUGUGUUGGCUUAAAUUUUCUUCUAAACAAUCAACACACCAAAAUAUUAUUGUCAUAAGAAUUGCUCGCAUAUUGUUUCUUGUAAGGUUUUUUUUUCUUUCCAAUUGAGCAAUAUGCCCUUAUGGCAUAUUUCUUGAAUCUCUUUUCCCACUGAAAAUUCUUAAUUGGUUUUACCUAUGUUAACAUUACUGGAGUAUCUCGCAUUGUCUUUGGUCAACAAUGUUGUGUUUUUAAGUUUGAUUUGGUUUUACCUGUUUAACAAGAGAUGAUGGAAUUUUGGAUUUAUCCUGAAAUGAGGAUUAAGAGCAUUAUGUUGCAGACAAGCAUACAUUUGUUAAGUUUGUGCUUGAAAUUUGCAUUGAGAUAGUAAGAAAUGCAUUUAUAAAAAUAUAUACACACAUAACUGACUGUUAAAACAAUUUUAACAUGGGUCUAAGCUCCCUGACUCUGAUUUGUGUCUGAAUUCCUCAUGUUCUUAACUUAAUUUUCAGGAAUUCUUAUCAUCACUGGUUUAAGGAAGUCAUGAUCUGGUUAUGUUUCAAGGGUAGAAGGUAUGGAAUGGGCUCUUGAAUGCCCUCCUUUCCAAACAACUUUUCAGUAUAUUCAUAUAUCAUGUUUAGCUGUGUUGGUAUUUGGUUCUUAGCAUUUAUGAAAUCCUGUUCAUACGUUAACUGUGUUCAUAUGAAUACAUUCUUUAGACAAUGUCAUCUAUUAUGUUAGUGAUAAUUGUUUCUAUCGCAAGUAUCAUUUUGAUAUGUACUCUUUGACAAUGUUUUGAAACCUUGUUUUAUAUACUUGCUUUAAUAAUAAAUAAUUUUUACAGUA